AUCUACGGGCCUACAGCUCAGCAACUUGAAGCGACCUGAAGCAUACCCACCCUACUGGCGGAAUUUGUAGUGGACGUGACUGGAUGCUUGCGAACCGAUUCCACUACCGAGACAUCAACUGCCCACAUCUAGUUACUCAAUUGCGCCAAUAGACAUACUCUAUAUUUACGGAUCGUACUUCGGCAAUGUUUGCUUGACCAUGUGAGAUAUACGGUCUGUCUAGUGGCCAAUACCUAGGAUGGGUCUAGAGCUUCUUUCGUCUUUUAUAGAAUCACGGCAGCAUUGUUCGGUAACGCCGAAAGGGACACAUUGACGAUACCUUUGAAAAGCGGAUCGAUUGUCUGGGUAUAAAAGAAGGCUCUACCCCCAAUAAGAUAGAAAGUAUGCAUCCAACAUUCACUUCCAAGAAGAAAGAUAGUUCGUUUCAUUCAAAGAGAAUCUACGAUCAUUAUUAUGGCCGGACACAUGUUAACUCGUGGUCCUAAAGCCUUCGAGGAAGUCCCUCAGCUUUCUGGUUUCAUGAAGCCAUGUCGCUACGAAGGAGAGGUCCGAAACUUGGAAGUUAUCGGUCAGAUCCCGAAGGAAAUCAAUGGGACGUUCUACAGAGUUAUGCCAGAUCCCCAGUUUCCAUCGCGCUUUUCCAACGAUCCAUGGUUCAAUGGAGAUGGAAACGUCAGUGCAUUUCGUUUUGAAGAUGGCUCCAUCCAUUUCAAACAACGAUAUGUCCGUACCGAGAAGUUCCUACGGGAAAGGGAGGCUGGAAAGGCCUUAGGAGGAAAAUACCGCAACAAGUACACUGAUGCCGUAGCGUUCACUGUGCGUACAACUGCCAACACCAAUAUCUUUUAUUUCAACGGUAAACUCCUCGCGAUCAAGGAAGAUGCUCCACCAUAUUCUAUGGACCCAAAAACGUUGGAGACAGAGGGAUUGUACGAUUUCAAUGGGCAACUACCGUGCACGACGUUCACUGCUCACCCAAAGAUCGAUCCAACUACAAAUGAACUCGUUUGCUUCGGUUACGAAGCAAAAGGUGACGGAACCCCGGACGUAUGCUAUAUGUCUGUGAGUCCGGAUGGUCAAUUUAAUGAGACUGUCUGGAUGGUGGCUCCGGUAGUUGCCAUGAUCCAUGACUUCGCCGUGACAGAGAAUUGGGUCUUGUUCCCUCUUAUUCCUCAUACCUGUGACGUUGAACGGAUGAAGAACGGAGGAGAUCACUGGCAGUGGGACCCGACCAUCCCUUUUUACAUUGGUGUCCUUCCGCGUCGGGGAGCAAAAGGGACAGACGUGAAGUGGUUUCGCGCUCCCAAUUCAUUCCCAGGACAUACAGCCAAUGCAUACGAGGAUGAGUCUGGAAAUUUGAUUUUUGAUCUGCCAUGUUCCAGACAAAAUGUGUUCUGGUGGUGGCCUGACGCUGAAGGUAAUGCGCCGAAUCCUAUGGACAUUCGUGAUCCCAUGGUCCGCUUCACGAUCGACCCUAGGUCCGACAACCUCGAUAUCACAUCCGAAGUAAUUGCGAAUGUCGAUUGUGAAUUUCCUCGCAUUGAUGAUCGCUGGGCGACUAAGGAUUACACAUAUUGUUUCGUUCUAACCAUGGACGCUAAAUUGACCGACUUCGCGGCCAUUAGUCCACAAAUGGGUGGCGGCUUCCCUCCUUACAAUGGAAUCGCGAAACUCAAUGUGAAGAGUGGUCAGAUGGUGUCCUACUUCGCAGGGUCUAAAAGGCUUUUCCAAGAGCCCAUUUUCAUUCCAAGAUCCGAUAGUGCCCCUGAGGGAGACGGCUAUGUGGUGAUGCUAGUCAAUAACUACGAAACUAUGGCGUCCGAACUUCAUAUACUCGACACGAACAAUUUUGAGAAGGCUGUUGCUAUCGUGAACCUUCCGCUUAGGCUCAGGCACGGUUUACAUGGAAACUGGGUCGCCAAACAGGAGCUUGAUCUGGUGGUCUAGGCAAUAUAUAUAGGUUUGACGUCAAAUUCGUUAGAGGGCGCUGUCAUUGCAGCAGUUUCCUUUGGACUUAUGGCGGCACUUUUCCCUACUGCUUACUUAGUUGAUACUGUUGGACGGCGGUGGUCUAUUAUUGUGUCCAGUCUCGUCUUCAUCGCUGGGGCUAUAGGCCAAACAUUUGUCAAUACAGCAGCGACAGCUUCACCGAGUUUACUUGCAGAACUAGCACAUACAAGGCAACGAGCGCAGA
This is a messenger RNA of Paecilomyces variotii, 2194 nucleotides long. RefSeq names its product carotenoid oxygenase. Gene Ontology annotation, biological process: carotene catabolic process. Bases 454 to 1947 code for a protein of 497 amino acids. The record is from RefSeq and is a predicted model, not a curated record. NCBI's taxonomy places the organism in Eukaryota, Fungi, Ascomycota, Eurotiomycetes, Eurotiales, Thermoascaceae. The transcript has 5 exons. Gene Ontology annotation, molecular function: carotenoid dioxygenase activity.